This is a messenger RNA of Necator americanus (New World hookworm), 312 nucleotides long. RefSeq lists its product as uncharacterized. The record is from RefSeq and is a predicted model, not a curated record. NCBI's taxonomy places the organism in Eukaryota, Metazoa, Nematoda, Chromadorea, Rhabditida, Ancylostomatidae. The transcript has a single exon. The coding region runs from base 1 to 312 and encodes 103 amino acids.
AUGACCACGACUUUGUCUACGCGACAAGGGGUCUCGACACGGGCGUGCAACCGACUUAAGGAAAGUCUGAGAGACCAAGAGGAGCUCCUCACAAACGCGGCUGAAAUCCAUGAUGACGAACUCGAGCAGCAGUUUUUCAGCGAACAUAGCAGACAAAUGCGGCAGGCACGACGAACGAUCGAAGCAGAAAUGGACACAGUGGAAAAGGCUUUGGAAAAAUACUCUGCAGCCGCCGACUUUCUGGACCCGGAUCUACCUUCAUCCGCUGAGGUUCUCGACAAAAUCACCACCAACAGAGGAACUCAUGCCUAG